Cylindrotheca closterium is the source of this 3051-nucleotide messenger RNA. NCBI's taxonomy places the organism in Eukaryota, Bacillariophyta, Bacillariophyceae, Bacillariales, Bacillariaceae. The record is from the annotation of a GenBank genome assembly.
AUGAGCAGGAACGAGGAACGUCGUCCCGCGAGAAGGAAUGUUCCUGAUCAUGGCGAGAACUUUGUCCCUGGAGCCGAAUCGGCUCCCACCAACACUGCUCCUCAAAUCUUGGAUCACUUCAAGCGAGGUUAUCGUGAACGGGCUCACUUGCGGGAUCGCGAUACUUCUUCGUUGCACGAAGACUUUCGACGUUCGGGCCGCGGGUCGCAAGGAAACUCUGAUCGCUUUCAACCACGGCAUUCUGGAGGUCGUCACGGUGGACGUGGUGGUCACCACAAUUCGCGUGGAGGUGGGUUCUAUGAACGGAAGUCAUCUGGUAGGGACCGUGGCGAUGACCGACGGGGUCAGAUAAUCAUGGGUUUGGAUGUACAAGCUCUCGUUGAUCGUCUCUGCCGAAACAGCAACGAGAUCUUUAAGGAACUUGAUGCUGCCCGAGAGGAGAACAUGGCAGUAUUUCAAUCUGGAAAAGCCAUCACAGGAAUUAUUUCCAACUUUGCACGUCGUCGCAAUCUUAGGUUGGCACUGACCGUCUGGGACUGGAUCGACUCUGUGGGAAUCCAGAGGAAUACUUUUCAUUACAACUCUUUGAUUUCGGUUUGUGAAAAAGUUAGAGACUACCGCAAAGCCUUGCAGCUUCUCAACGAGAUGAAAGCGAAGAAUGUCGCAAAGAACGAAGUAACAUUCUCCUCUGCCAUUUCAGCAUGCGAAAAGUGUGGACAAUGGAGAACUGCUCUUGAUUUGUUGGAGCAAAUGAAAAAGGAAGGGCAAGGAAAAACUGCCAUUGCUUACAACGCGGCAAUCAGUGCAUGUGAGAAGGGAUUGGUGCCACACAAAGCUCUCGAGAUCUUUGAGCAAAUGAAACGGGAGGGUGUGAAACCUACUGUCGUUACUUAUUCUGCAUUGAUCAGCGCCGCAGAGAAAGGCCAGCAAUGGAAACUGGCCUUGGAAGUCCUGGAAGAAAUGAAAGCUGCUGGUCAUGGUGCCAAUGUUAUCGCGUACUCCGCCGCUAUUUCUGCUCUUUCCAAAGGACAGAUGUGGCACAAGGCGCUUGAACUGUUUCGAGAAAUCGAAGCGUCUGGAGGGAAGCCAAGCAUCGUGACUUACAAUGCCACAAUCACAGCCCUGGAAAAGGGACUGCAAUGGGAGCGUGCCUUGGACUUGUUCGAUGAAAUGAAACUUAAAAAUAUGCCAAUCACUGUUGUGAGCUACGGAAGCGCGAUUAGUGCGUGCGAGAAGGGCCUUCAAUAUAGACAGUGUCUCGAAUAUCUAGACGAGAUGACACAAAUGGGAAUAAAGAAGAAUGUGAUCAUCUUUGGUGCGGCGAUGUCCUGCAUGGAGAAGAGCUGUCGUGCAGACAUCGCCUUCCAACUCAUGGAACGAAUGAAACACGAAGAUGUUACACCAAAUGUCCACAUUUACAACAGUGCAAUUAGUGCAUGCGCUCGUUGCAAUCUGUGGGAAAAGGGAUACGAACUCUUCCAGGAAAUGGACAAGGUUGGUGUCAAGAGAGAUGUCGUUACAUACAAUGCUGUUCUCGAUGCUGUAUCCUCGCAAAUUGCGCUUGGUCGUGGACUUUUCAAAGAAGGAGUGGAAAAGGGGUUCUACGCUCGCGUCUCUCGCUUGGGUAAAGAAUGGUUGGAGCUUGACCUUCACUUUUUGUCUUUAGGUGGUGGAGAGAUUGCUCUUGGAUGGUGGUUUGAAGACUGUCUUGUUCCAUACCUCAUCAACACGUCGCGCCUGGAAGCUGUGCAGAGUAUUUCCAUUGUCACCGGAUAUGGAAAAACGCGUUCACGAGGAGCUCGUGUGAACGACGACGGAAUGCGACUUCGUGUGAAAGCCAUGCUGCAGUUCAUGAACAUCGAAGAGACUCCUCAGCCGAACAAAGGGAGGAUCCAUAUCAACAAAGCAGCUCUUGUUUCCGAGGUCAGAAAAAACGACGGGAAGAUUAACUUUGACUUGGAGGGAUACAUUCGAUGGAAAGAAAAAGAGACCACCGCCAACAAGUUUCCAGACGUUCCUCAGCAAGUACGUGCUAGAUUCAGGCCGGCACAGCCCAACGAAGGGCCUCCUGGAACCUUUGUGCGUGAAGUAAGUGCCGAGGUUAACGUGGGUCUUGAUCAUCUCGAGUUCAAUCGAGCGGACUUGAAGAGAGAAAAUGAAUCUUUCGCUCCUGAGCGCCGAGACAGUCGAAGAGGUCCAGGAUUUGAUGACAGAAAUGGAAAUGGUCACCAUCGAUCCAAUGAUGGGUGGUCUCAAGGUCGAGGUGGCAGCUACAGUGAUCGUCAGGAUGAUGGUCGUUUAGGACAUGGUAAAGACAAUAGGGACAGUGGUGGCCACGCUGAUCAUCGCGUGGGAGGUGUGGAUCAACCACCUCGUCGUUCUGGGUACGGUGAGCCACCAAAGAGAAGUUACGGAGAAAGGAAUUCUUACGAUGAACCAGCCCAACGUAGAAGCCAUGACGAGCAAGGUAAACGGGGUGGGGGGUUUGAACAGCACUCGAACUACGAGCGUGAUUGGGAUAACAGGAAUGCCCAGGACCGCCGUGGUAGUAGAGAUUACGAUGGUAGAGGAGAUCGGUUUCGUGAAGAGGGUGGUAGAAGGAUCAGUGAUUCCAGAUCAAAUGGAAAUCGAGACUCCAGCAGCCAUUUUGGUGAUAAUAGAAGGGGUGAUGAUGGGGACAACCGCUACGGCGCCGGGCAUAAUGAUAAUAACUCCUCUCAUCAGCGUCACGGUGGUGUAAGAGAAAGGGAUAGACGUACCAGGGACUCUGGUUUUGGAGAUUCUGGCCGACAUGGUGGUGGAAGCAGAUACUCCAAUGAAUUGCGUGACAAUCAUUUCGGCGGAAACCGUGGAGAAGCGUCGACCACCGGUGGACACCGACACAAAGGCAAUGACGAUCAUGACGUGCGCCAAACGAGUAGCAGAGACUUUGAUUCGGACAGGUACCGCGGCGAGGACCAAUCGGAUAGGAAGAAGCGACCAUUUGAGCAUCCGCCGAACAGGGGUUACGAUAUUGAGCCUGCUUUUUCGAAGCGCCGAACUUCAUCCUGA